Messenger RNA from Spinacia oleracea (spinach), 2006 nucleotides. Its product is annotated as fructose-bisphosphate aldolase-lysine N-methyltransferase, chloroplastic. The transcript has 16 exons. The record is from RefSeq and is a predicted model, not a curated record. Gene Ontology annotation, biological process: peptidyl-lysine monomethylation. Gene Ontology annotation, molecular function: protein binding; protein-lysine N-methyltransferase activity. Bases 96 to 1616 code for a protein of 506 amino acids. NCBI's taxonomy places the organism in Eukaryota, Viridiplantae, Streptophyta, Magnoliopsida, Caryophyllales, Amaranthaceae.
AUGAGGCAGAUACAUCGCUGGUGAACUGCGAGUCUGCGAUGUAUCCUCCCUCCAAGAGGCAAGAGCUAGUAGCCUAGUACAGGUUCAACUUUACAAUGCCAUCACUUACACGAGUUCUCAAUUUCAAUUUCUUCAAAUUUCCACCUCCAAUUUUAUCUAUAUCUCAUCAUCUUUUCGUCAAAUUUCAUUACUGCGUUCCUCCUCACAGCUUUAAGGUUUCCAGGUGCCCAAACGAGGAUUGCGAUGAUUUUUUGCCAUGGUUGGAGACGAAGGCUGGGGUUCAGAUUUCUGAAGUGCUUUCAAUUGGAAAUUCUGAUUUUGGAAGGUCCUUGUUUGCUUGUAAGAGUAUACAAGCUGGAGACUGCCUACUGAAAGUUCCUUUUAAUGUGCAAAUAUCUCCUGAUAAUGUCCUGCCUGAAAUCAAGCCCUUACUCACUGAUGCAGCAGGGACUGUUGCAAAACUUGCAAUUGUUAUUCUAGUCGAGCAGAAAAAAGGUCAGAGUUCUGAAUGGGCUCCUUACAUCUCUCGUCUUCCUCAGCAUGGAGAGUUGCAUAGCACGAUAUUUUGGAGCAAAAAGGAGUUGCAGAUGAUACAACAAAGUUCAGUCUACCAGGAGACGCUUAACCAUGAAGCUCAAAUUAGAAAAGUUUAUAUGGACAUCAGACCAGUUUUCGACCGCUUUCCUGAAAUAUUUGAGGAUGUUCAAUAUGAAAACUUCAAACAUGCUUAUGGUCUAGUUGCAUCUCGAGCCUGGGAAAGCACGAAAGGAGAAUCGCUGAUUCCAUUUGCAGACUUUUUAAAUCACGAUGGAACUUCUGAGUCCGUUGUAUUAUGUGAUAUAAACGAACAAGUAUCAGAGGUUAUUGCCGAUCGAGAUUAUCUUUUGGGUGAAGAGGUUUUGAUACGGUAUGGAAAGUUUCCAAACUCAAUGCUGUUGUUAGACUUUGGAUUUACAGCUCCGUGUAACAAGUAUGACCAGAACAUGGUAUUCAAGAAUCAAGGUCAAGGGCCUCAAGGCAGUUGGCGCUUUUCUGCAAUCCUUUUUUGGAUAAAGGGUGUUACCAUUCAAAUUGACAUACCUUGCAAUGAUCCUCUACGAGCAAUGAAGUUGGACAUUCUGCAGAAGCAUUGUUUGCCAAAAGCCAAGGAUGCAAACUUCAGCCCUUCUGGGGCCUCUUUUGUGAUAAAGGAAGUGAAGUCAUCUAAAGGAAAGGGGAAGGGAAUUCCACAGUCACUUCGUGCAUUUGCUCGUAUCCUAUGUUGUACCUCUUCUCGAGAAUUAAAUGAACUGGCUGUGGAAGCUACCCGACAUGAUGGCCGGCUGGCACGAGACCCUUUGGUUAAGAGGAGCUUGGAGAUACGAGCCCAUGAGAUCUUGUUGUCUCUAAUCGAUGAGUUGAUUGAGAAAUAUAGUGUGUCAAUUAAGUCACUACAUGUGGUAGAAUCCACCAACUGUAGGAAGUUUGCUAUCAGACGGCAAAUGGCUCAAGAUCUCCUUGCUGGGGAUGUUCGUGUCCUGAGAUCGGCUUCUGCAUGGCUGAAGAAUUACUGUAAGUCUUAUACAGAUCACGAAAAAACCAUCGUAAAUCCUUUACAAACACAGCAGCAGAGCUAAGACCCAAAUCUCAUAAAUCCAUCCUCAAGUCUUUAUUCAGCUACCUGUCAAUGUAGAUUGAUGCAAUAAAUGAUAUGGUAAUUCUGAUGACUAACACGUCUACUUUCAGUAGUUUUGUGCUCAUCCCUUGUUCAUGGUGGGAGGGUGCCUGUUUUCUUUUGGACGCGGUACUGGUUAUUUGGUAGGGGUAAAUGUUAAUAUUGUCAAAUUAUCUAGUAUUGUAUCUGCUACUGGUUUUUUGAUUGGGAAUAAAUGGAAAUAUUGUUGAAUUAUCUGGUAAUUUAGAUUGCUUCAAACAUGUAACUGUAGUAUGGGAGGGUUGAUAACAUGCAAAGAGCCAAGUAGUAUAACCUGGUCUGUGGUUGUAUGGUAAAAUAUUUUACAUGCCUA